This is a messenger RNA of Psammomys obesus (fat sand rat), 1746 nucleotides long. It is a transcript of the gene Sel1l2, whose product is annotated as SEL1L2 adaptor subunit of ERAD E3 ubiquitin ligase. Gene Ontology annotation, cellular component: endoplasmic reticulum membrane. The record is from RefSeq and is a predicted model, not a curated record. Gene Ontology annotation, molecular function: protein binding. Lineage: Eukaryota; Metazoa; Chordata; Mammalia; Rodentia; Muridae. The coding region runs from base 16 to 1746 and encodes 576 amino acids. Gene Ontology annotation, biological process: ERAD pathway. The transcript has 17 exons.
GAUGAGUUAUUUAAAAUGGGCAACAAGAUUCUCCAGGAGUCUAAAAGCCAAAAACAAAAAACAGAAGCCUACAUAUUCUUUGCCAGAGCCGCUGACAUGGGAAAUUUGAAAGCUAUGGAAAAGAUGGCUGAUGCUUUGCUAUUUGGAAGUUUUGGCAUGCAAAACAUAACAGCGGCUAUCCAGUUGUAUGAGUCCCUGGCUAAGGAAGGAUCACACAAAGCCCAAAACGCACUAGGAUUUCUAUCUUCUUAUGGAAUAGGAAUGGAAUAUGACCAAGCCAAGGCACUGAUAUACUAUACAUUUGGAAGUGCUGGAGGAAGCAUGAUGUCCCAGAUGAUUCUGGGAUACAGAUAUUUGUCAGGAAUCAAUGUUCCACAGAACUGUGAAGUUGCCCUAAAGCUUUACAAGAAAGUGGCCGACUACAUUGCUGACAAAUUGGAAAAAAGUGAAGGUAUUCCAGUGGAAAAAGUGAGACUAACCGAGAGACCUGAAAAUCUGAGUUCCAACAGUGAGAUUUUGGAUUGGGACAUAUACCAAUACUAUAAGUUUUUGGCAGAAAGAGGAGAUGUUCAGAUACAAGUAUCUCUUGGACAAUUACAUCUAAUUGGAAGGAAAGGCCUAGAUCAGGAUUACUAUAAGGCAUUGUACUACUUUUUAAAGGCAGCAAAGGCUGGAAGCGCAAACGCCAUGGCAUUUAUAGGAAAGAUGUAUUUGGAGGGGAAUGCUGCUGCACCACAAAGCAACGUCACAGCCUUCAAAUACUUCUCCAUGGCAGCCAGCAAGGGCAAUGCAAUUGGUCUUCACGGCCUUGGCCUCCUUUACUUUCAUGGAAAAGGUGUUCCUGUGAAUUACGGCGAAGCACUUAAGUACUUCCAGAAAGCUGCCGAGAAGGGCUGGCCCAACGCACAGUUCCAGCUGGGCUUCAUGUACUACUCUGGCUCUGGAGUGUGGAAGGAUUACAAACGUGCCUUCAAGUACUUUUACCUGGCAUCCCAGAGCGGCCAGCCUCUGGCCAUUUACUACCUAGCGGAGAUGUACGCCACCGGCACCGGAGUGCUGAGGUCCUGCCGAACCGCCGUGGAGCUUUACAAAGGUGUCUGUGAACUAGGCCACUGGGCUGAGAAAUUCCUGACGGCCUACUUUGCCUAUAAGGACGGCGACGUAGAUUCUUCGCUUAUUCAGUACGCGCUGCUUGCCGAAAUGGGAUACGAAGUAGCUCAAAGCAAUUCAGCGUUCAUUUUGGAAUCUCAAAAAGCUAAAAUUCUGGGGAAGGAAAAGAUGUAUCCAAUGGCACUUCUGCUAUGGAACCGAGCUGCUGUUCAAGGGAACGCUUUUGCUCGGCUGAAGAUUGGAGAUUACCAUUACUAUGGCUAUGGGACCAAGCAGGACUACGGCGCCGCGGCCACACAUUACAGCAUCGCCGCAGACAAGCACCGCAGUGCCCAAGCCAUGUUCAACCUGGCCUACAUGUAUGAACACGGCCUGGGCAUCGCGAAGGACAUUCACCUGGCCAGAAGGUUGUACGACAUGGCUGCUCAGACAAGCCCAGAUGCGCACCUACCUGUGUUCUUUGCCCUUAUGAAACUGGAAACUAUGCAUUUGCUCCGAGACAUCCUGUUUUUUAAUUUUACCAUGAGAUGGAAGUGGCUGAAACUGGACAGCACCGUUGGACCAUACUGGGAUUUAUUUGUGAUUGGCCUAAUUGUUGCCGUGCUGAUCUUCUUGCUUAGAAGUCGUCAUAGGUAG